Molecule: messenger RNA, 1650 nt
Organism: Blepharisma stoltei
Lineage: Eukaryota; Ciliophora; Heterotrichea; Heterotrichida; Blepharismidae
Source: the annotation of a GenBank genome assembly
AUGGAAAAUAAAACUUGUGAAACUUCAGUAGAUGAAAAGAAUAGCCCGGAUCGCGAGCUUAAUUCUGAUGAAAAUACCAGAGGAAAUCAUGAGCUUUAUGCUUCAGAAAUAAGGAAACUUGAGCAAACUAUAAAAAUCAAAGAUGCGAAAAUUAUGGAACUAGAGGAUCUUUUGAAGUUUGAAAAAAGCAAUAAGAAAUCGACGAUUGAUAAAUUCGAUCUCGAAAUUUCAAAUCUAAACAACGAAAUAUCUAGGCUUAAAUCAAAUCAGCACUCCUUAAGAUUGGAGUCUCAAACAUGGCAAGCAAAAUUCAGCUCCUUAGAGCAAGAAAAUUUAAAAAUCCAAGACACACUAAAUAUUUUCCUCGACAAAAACAAAAAUCUUGAAGAGGAGGUAAAAGCUUACCAAAAAUCGUUAAUCAUAAAAGAUAAAGAAAUUGAUCGGCUCUAUAAAGAGCAAGAACAUAUAAGAGAAGAGUCUUUGCAUGCUAGCGCUAUGGAAAUAAAGGAUUUAAAGAACAAAAAUGAGCAUUUGUCUUGCAAAGUGACAUCUCUCAGGAACUCAAUCGCUUUACUAAAGGGUGCACUGAGCACGGCUGAAGAAAAUGCCAAAGAAAAAUCAAAAUCACUACAAAAAUGCAUUGAAAAGCUGGAGAGCGAGAAAAAUCAAAUGGCAAAAGAAAUAGUUAUCCUCAGUGCAGAGCUUGAAGAAAUUCAAGAACAAGUUAAAUUAAACGUCUGAAGGUCUUCCUUAUUGAUGCCUCAGCACGCUUGCGACCACCGGACUCUUACUUGCCGGAUUAGGAAGAUCUCUUGAUGAUGUGCGUCUUGAGGGUUCUAUGGAGGUAAAGGCCAGCCAAAUACCUCCUCUAGGCCACUUGAGAGGAAGUGAGACACCCAAGAUAAAAGAAUCACAGCCCUCUUGAAUUGGCAGGGAAAGAACCCAUGGCCCAAAAACCCAUCCGGAUAAUCAAUAUCUGGACUGGAAUGGCCGCCAGCUGACUUCAAGGUCGCCCACCCCAUAAGUCCGCCAUACAGCAAACUUAGGGAUAGAAUCAAAGGGCCUGAACCUUGGCUUAGGCUAUAAAGCAACUUUUGCGCCAAAAAUGGUGCGUCGUCGACAAGGAUAUAUAUUUUUUGUCGCCACCACCUAUUAAUUAUUCAAGAAAGAACAAGAAACUCAAUGAUUCGGCAAGCGUCAGAAGAGAAAUUGAAGCUUGCCAAUGAAUACUCAAAUCGAAUUAUGCAGCUGAUGUCUCCAAGAGAAAAAUCACACAGCCUUUCAUUGGAGUUCGAUGAGGAGAGAUUUAGCCAUUUACCUUGUCUGGAGGAUGAAUUAAAAGAAUUAGAAGAAAAUGCGCCUGCUCAAAAAACUGGUUUUCAUUUUAAUUCAGUUGACAGAGAUGCUGAAACUAAAAAACUUAUGCAAGAAAAAAUAGAAAUGCAAGCUGAAAUUAAUAAUUUGAGGAGACAAUUAGAAGGGACAGGCAGUGUGGGAAGUGCAACUCCAAUCCUAUAUCAAAAAGAAUUGGAAAAUAUACAAGCCUACGUUGAAUCUGCAAAAAUGCGAUGUAGAAACGCAGAAAUUAAGAGAGAGAAUUUACGGAAACAAAUUAUGCACAUUCGAAGUCAGUCUAAUUUAUUAAAAUAG